AUGGCGCUGCAGCGGGAGGUGGCUGAGCCCUCGCUCCCUGUCCCGAGGCCGAUCCCAGCGCUGCCCCCGGUGGAGCCCCGGCCGCCCGCCCGCCCCGCGGUGCCGAAGAAGGAGAAACCCCUGGGAGGUGACAAAUCCCCAGCGGUGCUGAGGAAAGGCCCCCGGGCCGAGCUCUGCGGCGCUCCCGAAGCUGUGACAUGCCAGCCCCAGGUGCGGCCACCCCCGCAGCCCCCCGGGCCCUGCACCCUCCUGCUGCCCAACGGCGCCGGGCGGGGGCCGGACCCGGCCAGUGCCAACGGGGAGAUGGGGAACGGGACCUGCCGGGCCGUGCCCAGCGUGCAGAAACCUCACCGAAAGCUGCAGUCACACCACUCUAUCAACAGCCAGAGCAGCAAGAAGAGCAAGGGCAGCUCCAAGUCACCCUCUUCCCACAUCCCCAUUGAGGCGCAGGAAGACUGCUGCGUCCACUGCAUCCUCUCCUGCCUCUUCUGCGAGUUCCUGACCCUCUGCAACAUCGUGCUGGACUGUGCCACCUGCGGCUCCUGCACCUCCGAGGACUCCUGCAUCUGCUGCUGCUGCUGCAACUCGGGCGAGUGCGCGGACUGCGACCUGCCCUGCGACAUGGACUGCGGCAUCAUCGACGCGUGCUGCGAGUCCGCCGACUGCCUGGAGAUCUGCAUGGAGUGCUGCGGGCUCUGCUUCUCCUCCUGAGGGGCUCCCCUGGGCCGGGGGACCCGCGCUGGGACCCCCCAGGCUCCCCCGCAGCGGGCGAGGCUCCGGCCAGUCCCUCGGGAAAGCUCACGGAGGAGGAGAGCGAAUCCCCCCCUGGAAUCCUCGUCCUUGGAGCCGGAUCCUGCCCAGGGAAGGGUGAACCCAGGCACGGUGGGGGCUCUGGCAGUGUCCUGUCCUGCUCUACCUCUGCCUGCACCGGGGCACCGCGGGAGCCUCCUGCCACCUGAGCCGAGAGCAGGAGCACCCAUCCUGCAGAGCCACCCUGGGGCCUUGGGGACAGCCCUGUCCUACAGAGCCACCCUGGGGUUUUGGGGACAGCCCUGUC
Messenger RNA from Pseudopodoces humilis (Tibetan ground-tit), 1057 nucleotides. NCBI's taxonomy places the organism in Eukaryota, Metazoa, Chordata, Aves, Passeriformes, Paridae. The record is from RefSeq and is a predicted model, not a curated record.